CAUACUUACCUUGAUGGCACAAGCCCCUUCAUGGACAUGGGUCUGUGGGCCGUGGGGACCUUCCAUUGCACGGCGACCCUGUCCCCAGAGGGUACCUGCAGUUUGUAUGGGCUUUGGCUCAUGCACCGUCGCAAUAUUUUCCUGUCCUGCCAUGGC
This is a messenger RNA of Pisolithus orientalis, 156 nucleotides long. RefSeq lists its product as uncharacterized. NCBI's taxonomy places the organism in Eukaryota, Fungi, Basidiomycota, Agaricomycetes, Boletales, Pisolithaceae. The record is from RefSeq and is a predicted model, not a curated record. The transcript has a single exon. The annotation marks the transcript as partial.